Messenger RNA from Parastagonospora nodorum SN15, 132 nucleotides. RefSeq lists its product as hypothetical. NCBI's taxonomy places the organism in Eukaryota, Fungi, Ascomycota, Dothideomycetes, Pleosporales, Phaeosphaeriaceae. The record is from RefSeq and is a predicted model, not a curated record. The transcript is spliced from 2 exons. The coding region runs from base 1 to 132 and encodes 43 amino acids.
AUGUCACAGAUGGAGCACAACAUCGGAAGAGGAUUCGAUCGGCGUCUGGUCCUGGCCGACUACAACUGCCACAUGCAUGGCCCUGCGCUGUCGUGGCUGGCGCAUGAGCACGCCGCGCGAGGCGAAGCGUGA